UAUUUAGUCAUCUAAUUCAGCCACAAACAAGUGGUUGUAUUAUUUGUGAAAAUGUUUUGAAAAUAUUUAUUUUUAAAUCAUUUUGCGAGCAAAACAAUUAUAAUGGGAAACUUAAUUUGUUUGGGAGUGGUUUUAUAACUAACUUGCAAUUUUGUGACGAAAUAAUGUAUAAAAACAAGACAUUACAAGACCAUAACACUUCUCUUCAAGACAGUUGUGUAAAAGGAUAAGGUGGUUGUACAAGUGUUAAGUAGAACAUUGUACGAUGGAGAAACGCUAUAUAUACGUGGGGGCGUCUGUUUGUUUAUUAGUAAUAAUGGCCUCGAUAACUGUGUUACUGCUGUUCACUUUAGUCUGGACCCACCAAGAUGCAAUUGGAUCCAAACUGAUAAUAGACCAUGAUGGAGGUGCUGACGAUGCUAUGGCCAUUUUCAUUGCUUUGAUCCAUGAAAAAUAUUUCCAAGGGUCUCAAGUGGUAGCAAUAACGACAACAUUUGGGAACGUUGAUGAGUCUCAAGCAUUUAUUAAUACCCAGAAAAUAUUACACAUAGCUGGAAGAAAAGACAUUCCCGUAUAUAGAGGGAGCACAACUCCCAUUGUCGAUGGCAUAGAAACUGACUAUUACUAUGGUACUGAUGGUCUCGGGGACUGCGACACUGAUUACGAACCCAUAGAACCACAAGCUGACCAUGCAGUGAAAGCAUUGAUCGAAUAUUCUAAAAAAUAUGAAGGAAAUCUCACCGUCGUAGCUAUAGGAUCUAUGACAAACAUUGCACUGGCCAUUAAGAUAGACCCUCAAUUUCUAAGCAGACUGUCUAUGGUCUAUGUUGGAGCAGGAUUUAUUCAAAGUCCAGAUUUCACGGAUGCAGAAUUCAACGCGGCGAUGGAUCCUGAGGCGUAUUACAUUGUAGCCAACCAUGGGAGCCCUGACCACGUGACCACAGUUCCCUUUUCUCAAGUUUACACGACCAUGAAUUUGACUAAAGAGUGGCGAGCUUCAAUUUUAGGAUCUAUCCCAACAAAAACUAUGGAAGCUCUGAACUGUUUUGAAAGAGUGUCUAUGAGUGGGAAGUCAGGCUGGACUCAGCUAGAUCCGGCUGUGAUGGCCUUAGCACUGAACAGUAGCAUAAUUGAGGAGGUUAGAUAUUCUAACAAUAGCAUUAUAUUAUGUGGAGAUGAUCGUGGUAUUAAUACCAACGGCCUAACAUCAGCAUCCGAAGCGAAUGUUCAACUUAUUUAUUCUGGGAGCAGAGAAUAUUACCAAGAGUUUUUAUAUAACACUUUUGCAGCUGAAUUGACAAAUUAAACAAACGACUAUUACAUAUAGGAUACUAAUGACUGUUUCUUCAAACUACUUACAAACAAAAGGCUGUGAAUCUAUUUUUAAAUUUGUGUAGCCAAAGAAAAUUAUUUGUAGUUAACAAUGAGUUUUGUGUUUUAUUAUUUCAACUUGUUAAGUAUAUUUUUGUCUUUAAAUUUUAUUUAAUAAAUGACCAUUAUUGUU
Amyelois transitella is the source of this 1504-nucleotide messenger RNA. RefSeq lists its product as uncharacterized. The transcript has 8 exons. Lineage: Eukaryota; Metazoa; Arthropoda; Insecta; Lepidoptera; Pyralidae. The record is from RefSeq and is a predicted model, not a curated record. Bases 266 to 1306 code for a protein of 346 amino acids. Gene Ontology annotation, molecular function: hydrolase activity, hydrolyzing N-glycosyl compounds.